Didymodactylos carnosus is the source of this 1086-nucleotide messenger RNA. NCBI's taxonomy places the organism in Eukaryota, Metazoa, Rotifera, Eurotatoria, Philodinida, Philodinidae. The record is from the annotation of a GenBank genome assembly.
AUGAUCAGAUCUCCGUUUCGUCUCAUUUUACUUGGUGAUAUAAUGAUUGGUCGUCUUGUCGAUCAAAUAUUUGCAAAACAUGUUGAUAAUCGCGAAGAAUAUGAACAUGCAUGUAUGCUGUUAAAACGUGCUUGCGUUCAGCCACCUGUCUCUUACUCCUACAUUUGGGGAAAUACUCUCGACUAUUUUCAUCCAGCUUACUCCGACUUACGUAUUGGUAACCUGGAAACAUCCGUGACACAUUCAAAUAUAAAAUGGCCACAAAAAGCAUUUAAUUAUCGUUGUGCACCAGAAAAUCUACAAACUCUUAAAGAGAUCAAUUUAGACUAUGUAUGCUUAGCAAAUAAUCACACUCUCGACUAUUCACAGCAAGGAAUGAAUGAUACAAUGAAUGCAUUGAAUACAUAUCAAAUUCCCUUUGCAGGUGUUGGUAAAAAUCUGUCUGAGGCUCGUCGACCAGCAAUACUGCAUCGUAAUAAUACGACAAUCGGGUUAUUUAGUUUUGCUGAUCAUUACUCAUAUUGGGCUGCUCAACCCACCAUGCCCGGCAUCAAUUAUAUUAAUGUUGAACAAUUAACUCCUAAUGAUCGUUUGCAAAUCAAAGAAUAUAUAUCUGAUUAUCAACUGAAAAACAAAAUCAGUUUAACAAUCGUUUCACUCCAUUGGGGAUCAAAUUAUCAAUGGUCACCACCUGUUGCAUUUCAGUUAUUUGCUCAUUGGCUCAUUGACGAGUGUCAUGUCGACAUUAUUCAUGGUCACUCUUCACAUCAUGUACAAGGAAUUGAAAUUUAUAAGGGCAAACCAAUUAUUUACGGAUGUGGAGAUUUUAUCGAUGACUAUGCAAUUGACAAAGAGUAUCGAAAUGAUUUAAGUUUUAUCUAUUUAAUCGAUAUGGAUAUGGACGAGCGAAAAGUGACUAAGAUUGAACUAAUUCCAACUCGAUGUACAAAUAUGCAAGUGAAUGAAUUGACUAGAAAUGAUCAAGAUUACGAAUGGUUAUUCUCAACAUUGGCAAGACUCUCGGCACCAUUCGGGAUAAACGUUCAAAAAAUAAAUAAUAAUAAUCAUUUUAUUAUACAGUCUUGA